UUCUCGCACGCUUGCUCGUGUUACUGCCGCGUUUCAAAUGCACCAUUUUUUUUACUUUCUCUCCGCUGACUGCAUUCACCGCGGUGUCCGUUAGCUUGCAUUAUUAUCAGCUAGCCAAAUUGGCUAGGCAACUCCUGCUAGUUGGUAGCAGGCAGAGAAAGGGGAAAGAAGGCAACCAGGCUGCUGUGCAUUUUUAACCCACACCUGCCUAUUGUCACUGCAGGGAAGGGGAUGUGUGGUUAAUCAAUGGGGUUUUAAUGUAUCGCACCGUGUCGAGAUGCAGGGAUGAUGUGUAGCGCACGCUGGAAAGUUGCUUUUGACAUAUGAAGCUUGUGAAAUGUGUGCGCACGCCGCGUUUCUACAUCUAAGAUCGCGCGACAGUGAAUAUUUUAGAAAUACUACUAAUAAAAUGACAUUAUUUUAUAAUAAACUAAAUAUUUAAUAAAAUAAUAAAUGUGGCUUGGAGGUUAAACAUCAUUUAAAAUAUAUAAAUGUGCAUGGUUUUUGACGUUAUUCCGGACAGGGUGACCCUAAUGUUAUUUUAACGGCCGUACAUUUUUUGAAAGCCGCCGAAUAGAAGGCUCGCGCUGUGACUGUUACAGAUCCGUUGACUGUCAUUAAUUUGGUUUUUGCGAUGAGAGCGUGAACUCUAGUGAAACUAACGCACUGUUUCUAUGAUUUUCUCCAACUCGAAGAGAGUUUAUUAUCGUACAUGAACAUUUUGGCGUUUAUUGGCAGUUCGUUCUUAUGAAAUGCUUUCAAACGAGCUAACUUGUUCCGUUAAGCGACCGUCUCUUGUCAGUUUAACUGUCGGUGACUUGUGACAUUAGCCGGGGGAUUUUUAAGGUUUUACCUAAAGUGUGUGUUUGAGUCGCGUUGGAAAGUUGGAGACCGCUUCAGUUUCGGGUGAGGUCUCCUUGGGCUGAUUGUGUGAGGUUUCAUUCACAAUGAAAGCAACGCCACAGGCUGAGGGGAAUGGCUUGUGAAUUAUCCCAGUCCUGCCACCUGCAGUCGGGCAUCCUCCUCCUCCUCCUCUGAAGGAGGUCAGCUGUUUAUGGGAACUACUGGCAUUGGUCUCCUGAGGAUAUAGCUCUCAUUUUUGGGACGCCAUUUUUCCACCCUUGCUGAGACACGGUGUAGUCAGGAGACAUGGCUAACAACUCAUACAGCGGGGUGAAGAACUCUGUGGCUGAGCCCAAUCACGAUGGAGAGUUUGGCUGCUCACUUAAAGAGCUGCGAUCUCUCAUGGAACUGCGAGGGGCUGAAGGAUUACACAAAAUCCAGGAAUCUUAUGGGGACGUUAAUGGACUUUGCAACAGACUGAAAACAUCGCCCGUAGAUGGAUUAAGUGGGCAGCCUGCAGAUAUUGAAAAAAGAAAAGUAGCAUUUGGACAGAACUUUAUACCUCCGAAAAAGCCAAAAACCUUUCUUCAGUUAGUGUGGGAAGCAUUACAAGAUGUAACAUUGAUUAUUUUGGAAGUGGCAGCAAUAGUUUCUUUAGGCCUUUCUUUUUAUAAACCUCCGGAUUCAGAAAAUAAAAAUUGUGGGGAUGCAGCGGGUGGAGCAGGGGAUGAAGGAGAAGCUGAGGCUGGAUGGAUAGAAGGAGCAGCUAUCCUCCUGUCUGUCGUUUGUGUGGUGCUCGUGACGGCCUUCAAUGACUGGAGCAAAGAGAAACAGUUCCGUGGCUUACAGAGCCGCAUUGAACAAGAGCAGAAGUUUACGGUGGUUCGGGGAGGGCAAGUCAUUCCGAUCCCCGUGGCCGAGAUUGUCGUAGGGGACGUUGCACAAAUUAAAUAUGGUGACCUCCUGCCUGCUGAUGGAGUUCUCAUCCAGGGCAAUGACCUCAAAAUAGAUGAGAGCUCUUUAACUGGAGAGUCUGACCAUGUGAAGAAAUCGAUGGAGAAAGAUCCUUUGCUGCUGUCAGGUACUCAUGUCAUGGAGGGCUCUGGAAAAAUGCUUGUCACUGCUGUCGGAGUUAAUUCCCAAACUGGAAUCAUCUUCACGUUAUUGGGGGCGGGAGAAGAUGAUGAGGAUGAGGAGGAGAAGGAGAAGAAAAAAGAGAAAGAGAGAAAGAAAGAGAAGAAAAAUAAAAAGCAAGAUGGCUCUGUGGAGAACAGAAAGAAAGCUAAAGCCCAGGAUGGUGCUGCUGUGGAGAUGCAACCUCUAAACAGUGAUGAAGGGGCUGAGGGCGACGAGAAGAGAAAAUCCAACUUGCCAAAGAAAGAGAAAUCAGUUUUGCAAGGGAAACUGACCAAAUUAGCGGUCCAAAUUGGAAAAGCAGGUCUGGUGAUGUCAGCCAUCACGGUGAUCAUCUUGGUGGUGCUGUUCGUGGUUAACACUUUCUGGAUCCAGAAACGUCCUUGGGAAAAAGAGUGCACUCCCAUUUACAUCCAGUUCUUUGUAAAGUUCUUUAUAAUCGGUGUGACCGUGCUGGUGGUGGCCGUCCCUGAGGGUCUUCCGCUAGCUGUUACCAUCUCGCUGGCUUAUUCUGUCAAAAAAAUGAUGAAAGACAAUAAUUUGGUCAGGCAUCUUGAUGCCUGCGAAACUAUGGGCAAUGCCACAGCCAUCUGUUCAGAUAAAACAGGGACUCUGACUAUGAACCGGAUGACAGUUGUUCAGGUUUUUAUUGCUGACAAGCACUACAAGAAAGUCCCUGAGCCAGAUGUCAUUCCUGCCAGCACUAUGGACCUGCUCAUACUGGGCAUCAGUGUCAACUGUGCUUACACCACCAAAAUCAUGUCCCCUGAGAAAGAGGGUGGCCUGAAUCGUCAGGUUGGCAACAAAACUGAAUGUGCCUUGCUGGGCUUUACCAUGGACUUGAAAAAAGACUAUGAUGCAAUCCGCAAUGAAAUCCCUGAAGAGAAGCUUUACAAGGUCUAUACCUUCAACUCCGUCAGGAAAUCCAUGAGCACCGUGCUAAAGAAUGCUGACGGAAGCUACCGGAUGUUCAGCAAAGGAGCCUCAGAGAUUCUGCUCAAGAAGUGUUAUAAAAUCCUUACUGCAACGGGCGAGGCAAAGGUUUUUCGGCCCAGGGACAGAGAUGACAUGGUGAAGAGAGUGAUUGAACCAAUGGCCUCUGAGGGCUUGAGAACCAUCUGCCUGGCUUACAGGGACUUCCCUGCCUCUGAAGGUGAACCAGACUGGGAUAAUGAGAGCGAAAUCCUGAGCAGGCUCACCUGUGUGUGUAUCGUGGGCAUUGAAGACCCAGUUAGACCAGAGGUCCCUGAUGCCAUUAGAAAGUGCCAGCGUGCUGGAAUCACAGUGCGCAUGGUCACCGGGGACAAUCUGAACACUGCCCGUGCUAUAGCAACUAAAUGUGGCAUCCUGCAGCCAGGAGAUGACUUUCUUUGCAUGGAGGGCAAAGAGUUCAACCGCCGGAUCCGUAAUGAAAAGGGAGAGAUUGAACAAGAGCGGAUUGACAAAAUAUGGCCUAAACUCCGGGUGCUGGCGAGAUCUUCACCGACAGACAAGCAUACACUAGUGAAAGGUAUAAUUGACAGCACUGUUACAGAGCGGAGGCAGGUUGUGGCAGUAACAGGAGAUGGCACCAAUGAUGGCCCUGCCUUAAAAAAGGCCGAUGUUGGGUUUGCCAUGGGCAUUGCUGGCACAGACGUGGCUAAAGAAGCCUCUGAUAUUAUUCUCACUGAUGACAACUUCAGCAGCAUCGUCAAGGCCGUCAUGUGGGGGCGGAACGUGUAUGACAGCAUUUCAAAAUUCCUCCAGUUCCAGCUCACCGUCAAUGUGGUGGCUGUGAUCGUGGCCUUCACUGGAGCUUGCAUCACACAGGACUCUCCUUUGAAAGCUGUACAGAUGUUAUGGGUAAAUCUGAUUAUGGACACAUUUGCCUCUUUGGCCUUGGCCACUGAACCACCCACUGAAUCACUUCUGCUGAGGAAGCCUUACGGUCGUAAUAAACCCCUCAUCUCCCGGACGAUGAUGAAGAACAUAUUGGGUCAUGCAGUCUACCAGCUCGUUAUCAUCUUCACUCUACUUUUUGCUGGUGAAAAGAUGUUCGACAUUGACAAUGGACGUUAUGCACCUCUUCACGCUCCUCCCUCUGAGCACUACACCAUUGUCUUUAACACCUUUGUGAUGAUGCAGCUAUUCAAUGAAAUCAAUGCAAGGAAGAUCCAUGGGGAACGUAAUGUUUUUGAAGGCAUUUUUAACAACUUGAUCUUCUGUUCCAUCGUCUUUGGGACUUUUGCUAUUCAGAUUGUGAUUGUGCAAUUUGGGGGAAAGCCAUUCAGCUGUGUGGGGCUGAGCAUUGAGCAGUGGCUAUGGUGCAUCCUCUUGGGUUUUGGGUGUCUACUAUGGGGACAGAUCAUCUCCUCGAUCCCAACGAGCCGGCUGAAGUUCCUGAAGACUGCUGGUCAUGGAACGCAGAAGGAAGAAAUUCCAGACGAGGAGUUGGAGGAGCUGGAUGACCUGGAGGAAAUUGACCAUGCUGAGCGAGAGCUCCGCAGGGGACAGAUCCUCUGGUUCAGAGGCCUGAACCGCAUUCAGACUCAGAUGGAUGUUGUGAGUGCGUUCCAGAGCGGAAUUUCCUUUCAGGCGGCCGUCAGGCGCCAGCCCUCCAGCACCAGCCAACAGCACGAUAUCCGAGUGGUGAAUGCGUUCCGCAGCUCGCUCUCGCCCUAUGAGGGCCUGGAGAAGCCAGAGUCUCGCACCUCCAUCCACAACUUCAUGACCCAUCCGGAGUUCCGGAUAGAGGACUCAGAGCCUCACAUCCCCCUCAUCGACGACACUGAUGCAGAGGACGACGCACCCAUUAAGAGAAACGCCACGCCCACUCCGCCUCCCCCACCCUCGCCCAAUCAGAACAAUAACGCCGUAGAUAGCGGCAUCCACCUCUUCCUGGAUCCCAGCAAGCCAGCCACACCCUCAGCUCCCGGGAGCCCCAUGCACAGCCUAGAGACGUCCCUUUGAUCAGCUCCGCCCCUCGCAGCGACACACAACACCUGCUCUUCUCCACAGAGACUAAAGAACUCACUGGAUGAGAGAGCCGGAGCCAAGGAGCUCUCGGGAGCUUAGCUUUUGCUUCUCUUUAUCUGGAUGGUGUUGUACAUUUGUUCUUUUUGCCCUUUGCUUAUUCAAACAAUGAUUUCUGCAUCAUUUGGCUGUUAAUAUUUUGAAUAAUUAUUUAUGUUUUUUUUUUUUUUUCUCGGAAGACUGGUCUGUUUACAAAGUUUGUAGAUACUUUUUUUUUUUCUGGUUGUUGGUGGAAGGGCUUCCUGAUGCAGAGAAAUGGGGACAAAUGAAAUAAGAGAAAUAUUUCAGAUACUGCUGUAUUUUCAGGAAAAAAAGGGCGUUUCUAUGGAAACCGAACUAUUUUUGCCUGCAAGUUUUAUUUGUUAUAUAUUUGUAGAUACAUAGAACCUUCAAGCCAAAUAGAUAACACUAAAGCUUGUAUAGCAGUGAGUAGAGGUAUUGAGGGCCAUGGGAGGUUUCUUCUUUGGACUGGUGAGGGGAGGGAGCCAUAGACGAGGAUCUCAGUCCAUAAAUCUCCUCUCAUACUUACUUUCUCAUACUUCACCCCUUAAAAGUCAUCUUUGGGUUUAUUUUAAGUUCCAAGAGUCCUGAGAUUCAUCUCUCAUUCUCGUUUGGAAGUUAAAGAGUAUCUGAAAUGGCUGGAGCUGGAGUCUUCACGCUUUUAAUGGUGUGAUUUUGAAGUGGAGGCCGCACCAGGUCCGCCUUUAAAGAAUGAAUGCAUCUGUUAUUUAACUAUUGAAAUGGUCCACUGUCACUUGAUUGACAUCAAGACAUUAAGUUCCUGCCAAUGUAUCAUUAAGUUUGUUUACUCAGGCUAGCAGAUUGAAUUGAAAAAGAUGCAAUGAUUAAAGAGUAAAAGUAUUUUAACUUAAGAUUGUCUUUAAGGUAGUACAUUUCUGUCUCAGUUAAAAGGAAAAAUAAAAGAAGUAAAAUGAGUAAAUUGUUGCUUUUUUUGGGGGGAUUCUUUCAAAAAAGUGUUUUGUUUGUUCAUCAUUUGAAAAAUAUUGUACUUUAUAUUUUCCUUCAUAUUCCAUAAAGAUUGCUGUCAGUUCAAAUAACUGCAAUUAGUUGUAAACUAUAUUUAAGACCUGAAUUACUGGAAACACAAAGGAAUCGACAUGAAUUUAAGACAACAUUCAUGUAACAAUGGUAUCGCAGCACAGGGUACAUUAUUUCAGAUUCCUAAGGAACAUUUUGAUACAGACCAUAUAAAUUGUAUUUUUAUGCAGAAAUGACAACAUCUCAGACUGCUGAACCAGACCUACAGGGAUUUUACAUCAAUUAUAUUCACGGGGGGUGGGCACUCUUUAAACAAGGUUCGUGAUUGGUUCUUCAAGUAAUCUUUUACUCAGGGUGGUUUAUAACAUGAAACUUGGUCAAAAUACUAACAUGUUUUGUGUAUUUGUAAUGUUUAGAACUAGAUUUAUUUUCUGGCAGCAGGGUUCCAGAUCAGACUGUUGAGGGUGUAAUAAAAGAGAAGAAAGGAAGAAAAACAGGAGAAAGGGAUUUGCAUUUCUUCAGACAUCGCAACUGCACAUAUAUAUAUAUAUAUAUAUAUAUAUAUAUAUAUAUAUAUUUUUUUUUUUUUUUUUUGAAUAAGUUAUUUCGUUUUUCAUGUUUAUUAAAAUAAGACUGCUUAAGUUUGCAAUUUACAGCAGAUAUAUUAAAAGAAUCCAUAACUUUUUUUCUAUAGUGUCUUCCUAUACUGGGAAUGAAUGUUUAUCCAUCUGUUUUAAGGAUUUGUUUGUUUGUUUUUUUAAUCUUAAAAGUUUGGAAAUAAAAGAACAUGUCUGUUUAUCUUGCGCAAUGUAAAUGGAUAUCGUGAUUUAACUUACAUUUUAAACUCGUCGAGUAUCGUGUAUGGUUUUUAAGAAUAAAAAUGGAUAUUUAGCCUAA
Carassius gibelio (silver crucian carp) is the source of this 6885-nucleotide messenger RNA. RefSeq names its product ATPase plasma membrane Ca2+ transporting 1a (gene atp2b1a). The transcript has 22 exons. NCBI's taxonomy places the organism in Eukaryota, Metazoa, Chordata, Actinopteri, Cypriniformes, Cyprinidae. The coding region runs from base 1150 to 4926 and encodes 1258 amino acids. Gene Ontology annotation, biological process: calcium ion transmembrane transport; regulation of cytosolic calcium ion concentration. Gene Ontology annotation, cellular component: intracellular membrane-bounded organelle; membrane. Gene Ontology annotation, molecular function: ATP hydrolysis activity; PDZ domain binding; P-type calcium transporter activity. The record is from RefSeq and is a predicted model, not a curated record.